CGUUUCUCAACGCUUUAUUUCUGUUACUACAACACUAACACCAACAAAGGACAGCAACAUUCUCGUCCAUUCUUUAAUUGUAUCCGUUUUCAAAUAAGGAGACAUCUGUGCCUGUCAUUGUUGUGAGAUGUCGUUAGUGAGGAUGAAUCGUCCUUUAUAUGGUCCGGGUAAAAGACCUGUGCGAACUAAGAAGGCGUCUGCACCCAAGAAUGAAUGGGUGAGCACAGUGAAUGACCUUUCAGUGCAUAAAGCCACACCAGAGGAACUGACCAAGCGUCAUGAAAUGCACCGGUCUCAGAACAAAGUCUUGGCACAGUGGGAAUUAAGAGAAAAGGCUUUAACACGCAGACGGAGAAAGAAUCAGCCCCCUAGCCCUCCAGGACUUGACCAAGCCAGACUCAAAAUCAUCAGAGAGGUGUUUUCAGAUCAUUGCCAGUUGCAGGAUGCAAUUGCACGGUCAGACAGAGCCUUGGCUGUGGUGAAAGACCUGUUUGGUGAUGCACCCCGCCGACGCACAGGGUUUCCCACCAUUACAAUGGCACCUGAUUGCAACUCUGAUGCUGAACUUCCUGUUCUUCAAAGACCUGAUCCUCCAACGCAGCUCUCAUUGCUCUCCCAGACGAUGAUGGAUCCACAGGCCUUGAAUGAAUUGGAAGAGUGUGAAGAGGAACAUGAUGAAGAUGUUCAGGAUACCUCAGUGCACCUCAGAUCCACCACUGUGACACAUCGGAAGAUAAAUAAAUGCAGGUCAAAAUCUCCAUGGGGCUCAGACAAUCUGCAACAAGAACUACCAGAGACACCCCAUAAUACUGGGGUCCCAGAAGAUCAGGCAGCCCUCAAUGCCACAAUGGCUGUACAACAACUGUCCAGACAGACUCCGCGUGACACAAUCCAGUCUACAUCGCUAGUCAAUCAGGUUCUCAACCCUGGGCCUGCUUUAUCUCAACCAGGUGGGGUUCUGCUGUCAAUUAAAGCUGGUACUAAGAGCAGGUCAGCUCAAGUCAGUAAAGGGUGCACCGCAAAUAACUUUGGUCUGAAUGGUUCAGGGUUGAGUUCUCUGGCUGGGAACCAGUCCAGUAUGGAGCUUCUGCAGAGCAUGCUGGAAGAGGUGGAGGCAGAGCUGGACUCUUUGGAGCCUCAAAAGCUUCUGAGCUCUGAUGGUCGAUCUCCGCAACAGAGACCGGGCCUCACAGGCUUCUCCAUGGCUCUAGUGGCCACGCUUGGACGUCUUGCCAGUCAUAUCAGAAAAAAAGAAGAGGAGACUCAGAGGGAGGUUCAAGAGAGAAGGAAGCUAGAGGAGGAGAUGAAAGAGCAGAAGGCUUUAAUUGAUGCCCUGACUGCAGAGUCACUCACAAUGAGAGAGGAGAGGGCUGCCUUGCAGGCAAGGCUGCAGCAGCAGAUCGUUGAACUGGAGCAGCGUCUGGAUACUGUAGUACUCGUUCUGGGUGGACCGGAUUCUGCAGACUCAAAGACAGCAGUUCAAAUUUCAGACAGCACAGUCCAAAAAGGCAGCUAUCGUGAAUCUGGUGGUACUGAAAAAGAUCUACAGCAACAUAACUUUGUUUCUCCAGCUGUGCUGCUCUCUCCUCCUCGCCAAAGAGAUGGCCUACCACCUAAAGCAACAGGAAGUCAGAGUUCACUGGAAGACUUUGACAUCCCCUGCUCUCCUUCCUCCUUCAUCAGCCUACCAUGCCCCACUCAUCUGCUGGACGAUUUUUCCCAGGAUGCCAUGCAAGGGGAGAUUGCAGAAUUGGCACAUCAGAAUGCAGCGAUACGGGCCCAGUUGGGGCAGCAACGUCCCUCUCCAGCAGGAGCUUCAGUGUCGAGGGAGCAGAGUGCAGACCGACUGUCCACAACCAGUUCUAUAUUUAGACAAGCAUCGCCCUCUACAGGGCCACAGCACACACAGCAGUCUGUUUGUGUAGCAAGAUCUACUACAGAAAUAGAACAAAAACUGCAUGAGUUGAACCGACAAAGUGCUGAAGCUAGAGCUAAACUACUAGAGCUUAUUGAACAACAGAAACAGAACACCUCAUUCAGAGUUUCCCCUGCUAUUUCUCCAGUACCUCCUCAUUCCAUCAGCACUCGUACAGCUGUUAGAGGGUUAACUCCAGAGCAGUUUUUGACACUUCCUGAGAGAAACCAUUCACCACAACCUUCUGCAAGUAGCAAAAGGUCAGCUGGAAGAGUUUUAUCUCAAAAUCUAGACAGUGUUGAAAUCCAGAGCAUUCAGAAUCAAGCAUACAACCUGAAAAGAGAGGGCUGGUUUGCAAUGUCUGCUCAUGUCAAAUAAAUUGAGCUCAACAAAGGGAUAUCUUCUAUGCAUGGCAUUACAUUUACAUACACGAUAGCUUUUCAAAUACAUCUCCAGCUAAGUCUUCACAGCAUGCAGCUUAUGUCUCUCUGAUGUCCAGACUAUGAGAAUUGCUGCAAACCUUAGUAAAGCCCAUGUUGAGAAAGUGACAGUCACUGGGGCUGUUGACUCACAGGAACUAAAUUUGCAAACUUGCAAACACAAGAAACCACUAAGAAUCAGUUGUUGGCAUGGCCAGAUAUUUAAUAAUAAUAUUACGUGUCUCUUCAGUCUUGUUUUUUAAAUGUUUUCUUAUUACAAUAUUGUACAUGGAAUUCAUAUGAAGAACAUAUUUUAAAUAUUAGUGUGCAUGUAUGUUGAAUUAGUGUACACGGACUGUUUAAAUGUAAUUUUUUUUUUAUUACUUUAAAAAGUCAAGAAAA
Xyrauchen texanus (razorback sucker) is the source of this 2736-nucleotide messenger RNA. RefSeq names its product spindle and centriole associated protein 1 (gene spice1). The transcript has 18 exons. Gene Ontology annotation, cellular component: centriole; spindle; centrosome. Gene Ontology annotation, biological process: regulation of centriole replication; mitotic spindle assembly; metaphase chromosome alignment. NCBI's taxonomy places the organism in Eukaryota, Metazoa, Chordata, Actinopteri, Cypriniformes, Catostomidae. The record is from RefSeq and is a predicted model, not a curated record. Bases 128 to 2293 code for a protein of 721 amino acids.